CACAGGAGGACUGGGAGGACGCUGGAGUCUGCAGCGCCCCCGCCCCUUGCUUUUUCUUUCUUUCGUUGCUUUGGGAUCUUGCCGCCCGAGCCGAGAGAGGUUCUGAGAAGAGAAGAGCGAGGCACAGGAGCGCAGGCUUCCGCUGCGGCGUGCAAGCAGAGCUGGCGGCACAACAUUCCCGGCGUACGUCUCGGUCCUCGCCGCCCCGGCUGGGAUGUGAGAAAGAAAGCCCCUGGCGCCUGCCGCGCCUGAAGCCCGCCUUCGAAGGUGCCCCAGAGAGCGCACUAGGAGCUUACCGCUGGAGCCCCUCUGCCGGUUGCGCCAUUGGACACGAGCGGCGAGGCGCCCCGGGUGCCGGCUACUGAGUCCCGCUCUUCGGAAAGAGCGCAGAGGAGACCACCGCCCUGCCGGCUCUCGGCACAACUCCGGGCCAGCCGCGUGCUGGACGGAGUCCCGCUUCCCGCCCACUCACCCGGAGUGAGGCACAACCCCUGCCUACCCGCCUGCACCGCACUCUCUGUAGCCCUAGCAUCCCCGGCACCUCAGCAGAUGCCCCACGCAGAGCGCUGAGCCCCUCGCUUCCCGCCCUUCACAGCACCCCGGGUCCCAGGGAGCGCGCGCCAGCCGUGACUCUGACUGCGGGCGCCGCGGCUGCCGCCGCCGUCCAAGCUAAGCUGCGCGCUGGGGUCCCUUGGUUCGCUCCUCUCAGGGGCCGGAGGGGCGGCCCCGGCGUCCGAGAGGCCGGGAAAACGCACACGAUGAAAUCUGUACUGUUCAGCCGCUUCUUCAUUCUCCUGCCUUGGAUCCUCAUCGUCAUCAUCAUGCUCGACGUGGACACACGCAGGCCGGCGCCCCCGCUCACCCCUCGGCCCUACUUCUCUCCGUACGCGGCUGGUCGCGGGGGCCCCCGACUUCCCCUCCGCAGGGGCAGUCCCGACAGCGGCCCGAGGCACGGCGCCCAAAAGCGCAAUGAGUCGCGGCCACAGCCGGAGCCGCCACUGCCCACCAUCUAUGCCAUCACGCCCACCUACAGCCGCCCGGUGCAGAAAGCUGAGCUGACCCGCUUGGCCAAUACGUUCCGCCAGGUGGCGCAGCUGCACUGGAUCCUGGUGGAGGACGCGACGGCGCGCAGCGAGCUGGUGAGCCGCUUCUUGGCGCGGGCCGGGCUGCCCAGCACGCACCUGCACGUGCCCACACCGCGGCGCUACAAGCGGCCGGGGCUGCCGCGAGCCACCGAGCAGCGCAACGCGGGCCUCGCCUGGCUGCGCCAGAGGCACCAGCACCAGCGCUCGCAGCCCGGCGUGCUCUUCUUCGCCGACGACGACAACACCUACAGUCUGGAGCUCUUCCAGGAGAUGCGAACCACACGCAAGGUCUCAGUCUGGCCAGUGGGCCUGGUUGGUGGGCGACGCUAUGAACGUCCAUUGGUGGAAAACGGCAAAGUCGUUGGUUGGUACACCGGCUGGAGAGCAGACAGGCCUUUUGCCAUCGACAUGGCAGGAUUUGCUGUAAGCCUUCAAGUCAUCUUGUCCAAUCCAAAAGCUGUAUUUAAGCGUCGUGGAUCCCAGCCGGGGAUGCAAGAAUCAGACUUUCUUAAACAAAUAACCACAGUUGAAGAACUGGAACCAAAAGCAAAUAACUGCACCAAGGUUCUUGUGUGGCACACUCGGACAGAGAAGGUUAAUUUGGCCAAUGAGCCAAAGUACCACCUGGACACAGUAAAAAUUGAGGUAUAAAUUUAAGCAGCAACUGGUGCAGUUUGCCUGGCCAAUGGAUGUGGAAGAGGAUGUGUGGAGUUUAGGCUGCAGAACCUUCAGGUAUUGUUUAUUUUACUUAAGUACAACAGCCUAUAUUGUCAUCUGAUGGACAUUUGUGCAAACAGCAUGUCAUUUAAUAAGCUGGUUGGGUGGUAUAAAAUGUAUGCUUUGUCUUCAUUUGUUCUGCAUGUUUUCCCCCAAUCAAACUGGAAGAUCUUUGUACGAUACAGCUCAAUGACAAUGUAGGGUACAUUGCAAAUCUUGCGUACAUUUCCUGCCCUUUGCCCCAUUUGGCCUUGUAAUUGAUAGAACUGAAUAGGUUUUGUAAACAUAUAACAGGUAUUUUGUUAAUUAAAUGUUUCCAAUUUCUGACCUUGCAACAUUACAUAAUUUUUGGAAGUCUGGAGGCAGUAUACACUGUAGGAAAUAAAACCCACAAAAAAAGGUCGAUGGAUUCAUCUGUUUAAUAUAGGGAAAUAACAUUUUGUCAAUACUAGGCACCAUAAAAUGUAAACACAAUUACUGUCAUAAACCUGGAUAUACCAUCAAGAAUUGAAAGUGGCUUUGUUGUAGUUACCCUGUUUGCAUAUAGUGCAGAGAGAAAGGUCUUCAUGUUAGCACUAUGUACGUAAGAAGAGGUCCAAAUUACGAGAGAGGCAGGUAAAAUUGGAAUUCUUUAAACAUUCAUUAAACUAAAUUUUGUAGUAACAUCCAGGUUUAUCUUCCUUUCACUAACCAUGUUCCCUGUUAAGCACAUCAUAACAACAGCACAGUGAAGUGAAUGAUGAAACAAAAGAAUUAUGAUACACUAGAAAACAGUGCUCAGUGAUACAUUUACAUUCUAUUUAUAUGAUUAAACAUUUGAUCAUAUAGUACCUUCCUACAAGAUUACUGGCUAAUUUGGGGGUGGGGUUUAUACUGUUAGAGGUAUUACUAACAUGAUAACUACUUCCCUUAUAUGCAAACAUUAGACUAUAAUUUUAUUCAGAGUGAAACUGAUUAUGCAAGUCGACUGAGCAGCUUCUCAAAGAAUGUGGUUUAUGAAAUCAUGGGAAAUAUGAGCAAAGCUGCCCUUGACAUAUAAUGGUUUCUCAACCUGCUUCUCAUCACUUAAAAUUUAAUCAGUACAGAUCAACACAAUCAGAUAAUUCUUAAUGUGAAUGAAUGGGGAAAGAAAAAAAAUAUGUACAUGAAUAAACAGGGGAACUAGAUGCGUUUUAGCAAGGAAUGUCAGGUAGUAGUUCUGGAUGAAACUUGUAUUGCAGUUUUCAUUUCCACAGUUGUGUGCUGAGAGUCUGACCCGAUGAGCUUCCAGACCAUCCUGCUGUUGUGCUGGGCGGCUGGCCAAACCCCACGGCAGGGUUUGCACUAUUGAUAUUCAUGCUGGCCAUUUGCUGGCUCAUCUGUGAAACACAGAAAGGCUUAGUUUAAGAGGCUUACUUCAUUUUUAACUCAUUUCUUUAGCCACAGUUAGACAUUUUUAAAUAGCUACCCUAUUUUAUUAAAAGCUGCCUUUAAUUCAAGUUCAUUAAAACAGUUAUACAAAGUUUAAUAGCAAUGACUACAGUUAUUUUUCAACUGACAGCUAACAGUUACUUUGCUUCCUUCUUGUUCUUUAUUUUCUUCCACUUGUUAGCACUGUCCUUAAACUGAUUUCAAUCAUUACAUUUAUUCACUUUCUCCACUCAAUUUCUUGUCCCCAAAGUGUAACCACAGUUGGAAAAAAGUACCAAAGUAAUCUCUGAAUAUGAACUGGGUAUAUGAGUAUAUUAAAUAAUGAGUCCAUUAUUCUCAGUUUCAACUAUACUAGGAUACUGUGCUUUAACAAUGAAGAUUUAGGAAAAUUUUACAAAGUAAACUCCAAGAUAGCUAUUAUUCUGCCUUAAUUAAAAUCUUUAAUAGCUUUAUAAUGUUUUAAAAAGUAGUUAUAAAACAUACAAUUUUUUCUUAUCUAACUUAGACAUCCAAAAUUGAUUUUCUUUGUAUGCCAUAAAUAAGAUUACAAGCAUUUUUCUUCCAGGCUGGAGUCAAGUAUGUAUAUAAGCAUCUUAAUAACCCUUUCCCUAAUGUUUCUCUUACUUCUAAGAUUGAUGAUAAAUAAAGGAAAGGCAAGAAGAUGUACAAGUAAGUAUGUUUAAAACCUAUGCUCAGUGUUGGCUUGUAUUCUUACCUUAAUAAAGCACAUUUAUUUGCAAUUUUUCAAAGACACUAACAUUAUCCAAAGACACUGCUCAAGUGUCAGAAGCAGAAGAUAACUAAAGGACAUUUUAACCACCUUGCUGUUGGCCAACAGAUUCCACUGAAGGCAUGCUGGAGAACAACAUUACUCCCCUGCACUGCCUUGAAGUAAGAGCCAACCUUGAUAUUAACUUGAGCUGGGUGGCCUUCAGCAUUUUAGCCACACCAAAACUGUUACUGACAUAUGAGCUCAUAAUUUUUGAGAUUCUCAGAGGGUAGAGACCGUUUAAAUGAUGGCAAAAUUAACUUGGAUCACUUAUGUGAUCUAUAGUGAUGUGCUAAUAUUAGUUAGAAAUCACUGUAGACUAUUCCUGAAUGCGCUCAAGGUAAAACAACUGAGCAAAAAAGAAAAAUAUGCUGGAGGAACAUCAAAUAAGAAGUGUAAAGGGAGGAGGAACAGGAACAUGCACUAAGUCUAGGGGUCUUCAUCUAUGGCGCUAGAGAAAAAUUAGAACUAAGCACCUAAAGUGGAAAUGGAUUUGAAAGAGGUAAUAGUAAAAUGUUUCCUCUUAGGCCUAAAUUAACAAGUAGAAAUAGGAUUAUUAAAUAUGAAUGGUAUGUUUGAGCCCAGUAAGGACUUGUUCACAUCAUAGGGGAAUUCUUGAACCAGUGAGUGCUCUUGUUAAACGGGAAAGAAUUAUAGGAUAAGGAAAAAGAAAAUACAACUUUACAGAGGUUUUGGAACAAAAGUUUUUUACAAAUCCAGAAGCAGUAGCCACAUGAUGUAGAGAACAGCGCUCUCACAAAAUAGUGCUUUGAGAUAGGAGGCUGGAUGUUUUUCUAAUCUGUGAAAAUUACAAAACUCCAAAAUUUAUUAGUGAAGAUAGGUUGGUCUAAAUGGACUACACAAACACCCCACCAGGGAACUGGGUUUGCUAUUUCAAAAGGUGGAAGAAAGGGAAAUUUCUAGCUGUUACAAAUGGGGACGUAUACCAUUACAGUCAUGUUACAAUCUAAAAUGAAAAAAUUUUUAACAUUUUAUAAGGCCACUGACAGAUCUUUUGUUGAUGGAAUGCAACUUCAUUAUCUCUAUGGAAAGUUUUGACCUUAUACAACAUUACCCCUCCUAAUUCUUCCUGUCUGAUCAUUCAAUUUCAAUACAGAUAAAUCUGUUUUUUGAUUUGGAAGAGACUGGAGAGUAAAUGACCCCUACCUGUGAGAGGCUCCACUGGGGCUGCUGAGCUUGUGGCAGACCAAACUUACUCUGGGGUGCACCCAUCUGUCCCACUAUUCCUCCUUGGGGCCCAACAACAUUUUGAGGAAGUGGCAUGACACCAGUUUGUGCACUUCCCAUAAACCCAUUGGGCAUGGGCAUGCCCACCAUCAUGCUGGCACUCUGUCCCAUCACAUUUCCCAUAAGGCCAGAAGCUGCAGGCACAGGUACUCCCAUCGCUGGAAAACCUUGAAACGCAGCCGGGGCUUGUGAGGUAAAUGGUAUAUUUGCAGGUCCCAUAAACACACCUGCAUCAUAAGAACCAUGAAAAGAAAAUAAUGAAGAAUACAGGGUUAUUAUAGAUGUACUCACCUCUAUAACAACAGAAAAAGGAUUCUCUUUCUGAACUACCCAUAGCAAAAAUUUUAAUUCCAAUCUGGCUGUUCCUACUUCUCAGACCACCAACUUAUACCUAAAUCCACAGAGGUGGUUAAUUCCAGGAUGCAAACAACUCAGUUACUAAAGAAAUUUAAUUAGGAAAAAUAAAGCUUACGUAAUAGCCAUGUAAAAUAAUAUUCAAUCUGAAGAGUAAACUAGGUAACACGAGAUUAAAUGCUGUUCCUGAUGACUUGCACCACUGGUCUCCCACUAUCAAAUACCCAAGUGGGAUCUGACUGUAUCUGGCUGUAAAGGAAGCAGUUGGGUUGACAUAAAAUUUCAGUUUGUAUAUGAAAUACAGUUCAUUAUUUUAGAGGAAAUGGUCUGUAAAACUGUACAAAUUUUAGAAUGCUAGUGUGUUUUUAAAAUUUCAAAACAUUUUUGGAAUCCAUGUGAUAAUUCAGACUGCUUAUUGUUUACCUGCAGAGAAAGUAUCAUACUGUACCUAAAGUCAAACUUCAUGCAAAUCAAAUUUCAAUAAUUAUUCAAAGAUAAUACAUGUCUUAUAAGCUUGUAAAAUCAUUUUAAGUGAUGUGAUCAGCUUGUUGAUUCUAAAUGAAUAAAGCAUUGUGAAUCUUG
Molecule: messenger RNA, 6165 nt
Organism: Choloepus didactylus (southern two-toed sloth)
Lineage: Eukaryota; Metazoa; Chordata; Mammalia; Pilosa; Megalonychidae
Gene: B3GAT2
Product: beta-1,3-glucuronyltransferase 2
Exons: 4
Coding region: 759-1736 (325 amino acids)
Biological process (GO): carbohydrate metabolic process; chondroitin sulfate proteoglycan biosynthetic process
Cellular component (GO): Golgi membrane
Molecular function (GO): galactosylgalactosylxylosylprotein 3-beta-glucuronosyltransferase activity
Source: RefSeq, a predicted model, not a curated record